Messenger RNA from Gilbertella persicaria, 1268 nucleotides. RefSeq names its product galactose-binding domain-like protein. The transcript is spliced from 7 exons. Lineage: Eukaryota; Fungi; Mucoromycota; Mucoromycetes; Mucorales; Choanephoraceae. Bases 87 to 1253 code for a protein of 388 amino acids. Gene Ontology annotation, molecular function: allantoicase activity. The record is from RefSeq and is a predicted model, not a curated record. Gene Ontology annotation, biological process: allantoin catabolic process.
CUCAAUUUUCUCAAAGUGACAAAAUUUACCGCUCUUACUGUAGCUUCAUGAAAAGGCGUUUCAAUUUCAAGUGACAAUACAGUCUUAUGGGUAAUACGUUUAGCAUAGUGAACAGCUACAAGACACUCGAUGUAGCUACACUACAAGAAACAGGAUUUGAUAAGUUAUGUGAAGUAUCAAGUAGUAUUCGAUAUGGAAGCAUUGAAUAUGUCUCAAACGAAUCGUGUGGUAAAGCAUUCAACUUGUUAUUACCAACCAAUGUCAAUAGACAAGAUGAAUUAGAAGAAGAUUCAGAUGGAUGGUUAACCAAAAGACAUGAGUUGACGGCAAGUGUGGUUGUGUGUUUAUGUAACCAUAGUAAAGUGAUGGGAUUGGAUAUUGAUACAAGUGGAUAUACCGACAGUAGUCCUGUUUUUGCAGAUGUGGAAGGUUAUCGUGUCUCUGAUAUGACUUGGCAGCCUAUUGUCCCUCAAAUUCGAAUCAAAGCAGAUACACACAACUAUAUUUCAGUCACACAUCGAGAUACUUUCUCAAGCAUUCGACUCAAUGUUGCUCCUGGGGGUGGUGUGGCGCGUUUUCGUGUAUAUGGAGAGAUUGAUGCUGAUUGGUCAGACGAUACAGAACCAUUCAACCUUGCUUCGGAUUUAUUAGGCGCACGUAUCGUUCGAUGGACAGACAGUCGAUAUGCCAACAAACCCAACAUCUUACUUGAUCAUGGAACAAGAACAAAGGAUGGUUGGUUGACUCCUCGGUCCUGUUUAGAAAAAGAACGCAAUGACUUUGUGAUCAUUCAGUUAGGUACACCAGGUACACUGAGUUCGAUUGUGAUAGACACCCAUGGAUUUGAACACCAUACUCCUCAAUAUGUAUUUAUUCAAGGGUGUUAUACACAAGACACAGAUCCUCAUUAUGACAGUUUUGCUCAAUGGAUUAAUUUGGUGCCUAAAAGUGCUGUGCUGGCAGGAGAUGAUACAUCAUUCAAGAUACAUACUGAGACUGCUAUUUCGCAUAUUCGUCUCUAUUUGAUUCCUGAUGGAGGUAUUCAACAAAUCAAAGUAUUCGGAUAUCCUGCCAAGAUGGGGAAACGCCAAUUAUUGCUAGAACAAGCACCACAAUCCAAAGCGAUUGAGUUACCACUAUGUACUGAAGAAGAACAAGUGAUUGUCGAAACAAAACAAGAAGAUGAUGACUCUCUUCUUAUCUCUAAAUUAAAGGCAGACACGCAUAAAAGAAAGUACCAAAAAAUAAAAUAAUAGCAGUCCCGUUUC